Molecule: messenger RNA, 3539 nt
Organism: Entelurus aequoreus (snake pipefish)
Lineage: Eukaryota; Metazoa; Chordata; Actinopteri; Syngnathiformes; Syngnathidae
Gene: c1qtnf4
Product: C1q and TNF related 4
Exons: 3
Coding region: 20-1291 (423 amino acids)
Molecular function (GO): protein binding
Source: RefSeq, a predicted model, not a curated record
AGCAGUGGGAGAGCGAGAGAUGAAGAGAGGGGAGGUUUCGACAAACGGCACCGGAGAGUCGGAAGUUUCAGCUCCACGCUUCCCACACAAGCAGGACGAGCGAUCCAAGCUCACACACAUGCAAAGAGACAAGAUGCUGCUCCCAGCGAGCAUGCUGAUUGGCCUACUAUGUCUGAGCAAUGCAGGCGUGGUGAUGAGUUUUGCUCGUCUGCUGGACAACGCUGAACUACGGUCGGCUUUCUCGGUGGCACGAACCAACAGUAUGGAAGGUGGGCCCAAGAUGACCGUGACCUUCGACGCAGUCUAUGUCAAUAUCGGCGAGGACUUCAACCCAAAGACAGGCUUGUUCCACUGCCGAAUCCCAGGGGCUUACUACUUCUCCUUCACGGUGGGAAAGUUCCCCCACAAAGACUUGUCCGUGAUGCUGAUGAAAAAUAGGAACGAGGUGCAAGCUAUUGUGUAUGAGGAGAAUGCCGGCGAGGAGAAAAAGGUACAGAGCCAGAGUGUUAUGCUGCAACUGGAGUUUGGUGACACUAUUUGGCUGCGUCUUCAUGGCGAUCCUCGUUAUGCCCUCUAUAGCAACACUGGACACUACACCACCUUCAAUGGUUACCUCGUCUACCCCGACACCUACGACUACCAGACACACCAGCAGCAGCACCAUCUUGCUUACAAACCACAGCAACUCCAGCAGGACAAUGUACCGCUGUGGAAUGAUAACCAAGCCAAAGUAGACGUUGGGUCUGAACUGAGGAACCCGAUGGGUGAGAAGGGGCUGCAACGUCUGGAGGAUGACGAGGAGGAGGAGGCUGAUCCACGAUCUGCAUUCUCAGCUGGCCGCACUCAGAGUAUAAUCGGAGUAAAUCAAGUAGGAGUGCCACAGCACCAGCCAGUCAGCUUUGACACUGCAUUCGUGAACAUCGGGGAGGACUUCAACGUGACCGAGGGGAUGUUCACCUGUCGCAUUCCUGGCGCCUACUACUUCUCCUUCAACGUAGGCAAGCUUCCGCAGAAGACUCUCUCCGUCAAGCUGAUGAAGAACCACCUCGAAGUGCAGGCAAUGAUCUACGACGACAGUCACGGAGAGAAAGCGCUGCAGAGUCAGAGUUUGAUGCUGUCGUUGAAACCAGGCGACACCGUGUGGUUGUACUCCCACCAGAGAGAUGGUUUCGGAGCUUACAGCAACCAUGCCAAAUACAUCACCUUCACCGGCUUCCUUGUGUACCCAGAAAUGUCUCCUAUGACUAAAAUUAAUGUUACGAGUCAGUCACAAACAGAUAAGAAGCCCUAGUCGCCACAUCUUGGCUACAGACUAAAUGUUGAUGGUGGAAUUCAUGCAAACUGGUGGGCAUGAAUGAUUCUACAUGGUUCUUCCACGCAUCCACUUCAUAUGAAUGUCUUUGUAAUGUCACUGAGACCUUGCACUGAGUGAGAAUUCAAUGCCUAGUUACUUCAAUUCCAGCAAAAGAAAUCCCCAAAUGUGACCUAAUCCUUUCUGAUCAAACUCAAACAUUGGUUUGCUAUCACUGUUUAACGACGAUAUUAGGAAUCCAAGCUAUCUGUGCACUUCUGUGUCAGUUGACCUCACACCCAAAUUAAACAGCACAGCUGAAUUAGGUUUGAACUCUAGUUCAACAUCAUUAAAGGGAAACUGCACUUGUUUUGGAAUUUUGACUUUCAUUCACAAUCUUUAUGUUAGACAAUAACACAAAUGUUUUUCUUUUUUUAUGCAUUCUAACUAGCAAAUAAAAGUGAGCAAAAGUUUGCUUACAAUGGAGCCUAGAAGAGUCAACAAAGUGCUCUAAAAAACAUUCAAACACUUCCAUCAUCAUUUUAAAUACAUGCUGUUAGUACAUAUGUGAUGUAGUGACAGGCACAUUCAUAAUAGCAUUUAAUAUUUAGGUAUUAUACUAAUUUUAAGCAUACGGCGGUGCAUCAUCACUGAUUACUAUUCACUGCAAACUGACUUCAUAACAGCCAAAAAACAUAACUAAUAAUCACGUACUGUACAAUGUCGGCUGUCACCGUAGUGCCGACUGAUGGGAUGUUGAUAUAUUCCAAUUUAGAUGACUAAUAAUCCUUGCAAAGAAACCUAGCGUCAUUUAAUAUAUUUCUCACCAUUCCCGGGUCUAAAGUUGAUGACAAAGUUGAUCAAUUUGCCAGAUUAUGCCUUCAUCCUUCUACUAUCAAGGUGAGAGGCAUUAUUUAUGAUCUACAAUAAACUUUCAAGAGCUCCCAGGAGAAAAAGCAGCUCACCAGCUUAUGAUGUCAAUAUGUCAGCACAAGCUAGUUACCUCUCUGAUCACGGCGCCGCUAAGAAUAGAUUGUCUGCGUUAGCGCUUAUGAUAACAAUAUCACCAAUACUAUGUUAAUAUUCAGGUCACGAAUGGCAAAGGGAGUAUUGUUGGUGCUUUUUGGAUGAUUAUCUAUUGUGUUUUAUGAGGACCUCCCAUUGACUCCAUUGUACACUGACUUUUAGUUAUGUGUUAGAAUGCAUAAAAAAAAAAUAUAUCGGUCUUCUUGUCUCUCAUAACGAGUGUGAACAGUGUGUAGCAGAAUUUUAACGAGCCUAAGUGUCCCUCAGCAUCAUAAAUAAGUAGGGAGAAGAUGUUCACUGUAGUUAUAGCAUUCCAUUAUAUCCAUUUGUGGUCUGCAUAUGGUGUUUUUAGCUUGUAUGUAGUGGUCAUCUUUUUCAUUCAACAUUCAAAGACUUCAAAGAGUCUUUAUAAUCAAUUUUCUGCCUCAACUAAAGUCCAAAAGACUAUGUGAACUGUGUGUUUGCUGUUGACAAAAUGGCUCUUUGUCUUUCUCAUGAAGCGAGACACAGGGGCAGCAGAGGAUAAAAAUAACAUAUUUUUUUAGGGAAAAGUUCCAACUCUAUAUUCAUCCUAAGGGUGUUAUUGACCACACGGCAUCUCCGAGCCUGCAUGAUUGUGCACCAUAAUUAGAUUUCAAAUCCAGGCAGCGUUUAAUUUAUUUCCUAAGUUAGGGAACAGAAAGGGGGAAAUUGAAUUUCCUCUUCAAGGCCACUUUAAUAUGCAUGUCGGUUUCAUUUCACACCACGGGGAGAAAUUGGAAAUUGUGAUGACCCUCGACUUUAUGAUAUGACUUUCAUUUUCUGAGAAGUACAAUGCGAAAUGUCGCUUUUCUUUGAUUAAACAUUUUCCGGUGUCAACGGUAUGCUAAAGUAAUUCUGCUUUAGGGGAGAACAGUUUCAGUGGACCAAAAUGUCGACGUUUUAACAGUAAAACAAAAUAAUAUAUAUUACACAGACAGUAUUUCUAAGCGACUAAACUAUAAGCGCAGAUUCUAAAAAGUUACAUUUAGCGUCAGGCGGGGAAGGAAAUGAAAUGAGUCUGCAGUAACUGCCAUCGAAAACGUUACCCGUUUGAGAUUUCCUAUGUUUGCGCAGGAAACCAGUUUCCAGGAAGGAGUGGCAGUUUUGACGAAGGUUGACGCUACAGCUGAAACUAUCAGAGGUAACAGAACACCUUUAUUUCAAUAUAUAUAUAUAUAUAUUUGUAUGAACACAAGAAAUA